Molecule: messenger RNA, 1171 nt
Organism: Dendronephthya gigantea
Lineage: Eukaryota; Metazoa; Cnidaria; Anthozoa; Malacalcyonacea; Nephtheidae
Exons: 4
Coding region: 444-1157 (237 amino acids)
Source: RefSeq, a predicted model, not a curated record
AGUUAACGCCAGAACAGGCGUCUUGUUUAAAUAUGUAAACAGCUCUCAUUUAAUACGCUGGCUACACCAUACUGCAGUAAUACGAUAGUCACAGUGCUUCUAAACGAUCAAAACAUCACGUUUUAUUGACUUAAUACGUUGGCAAUUCGCCACUUGGAAACGUGGGACACAGCAGUCUACUCAAAUGUGUUAUUGUCGGAAAAAAGAGCGACGUCGAUUGAUCUGUUAUUCUUGGAAUGCACUUCCUGAGACUGAGAGGUUGGGAUAAUAUCACGUGUAUGUACACAUACGAAGUUUGUUGGGGAAAGUGUAUAUAAACUUGACUCAACAAUAGUGUAUCAGCUAGACUCGGCUGGUAUAAAUUUCAUGAAAAGGGGAGCAACGCAUCACCGUUCAAGUAUUAGAAAAUUUAAUUGUCAACAAAAAGUCCGAAGCUUUUAAGUAUGCCAUCUGUCUCCCAAGGUAAUGUGUUGUGGACUUGGAAACAAACUGGGAUAAAAAUUAUAGUAGCGAUGGUCCUCGUUAUCUUUUCGGUUCCUGUGACACCAACCAACGAUUAUACAACAGAGCCCCAAAAGGAAGUCGUCUCGAUCUACAAUAAUGAUUUUGCCACUCCAAAAUCUAGAUAUCCAUAUUUCAUUGAAGUUUACCGCUGCAUAAACAUCAGUGACGACUUAGAAGCCAAGUUACAUUGCAGGAACGACAAAUAUCCCGUCCCAAACAUGAAGACAGAAAUCGAAAUAGUGGUUCCGGAUCUUACCAAUAACGAACGGGAUCCUAGCCACAUAAAUAAGUUUUAUAAAUAUAUAGUAUUCAACCACACGUCUUGUACACGCGGAAGGCUCCGUGAGAGGAAACUUUAUAACACUCCAUCAAACAAUCUUGUGUCCGAAAGAUAUUUCUUGAUGAACUAUCACAAAAAUCCAAACAAUUUGCGAAGAGAACCUGAUCAUUGCAAGAAGGCGCGAAGAAGAUAUAAACUCCAUGACGACCAUUACAAUGUCUUGCCUUCCUUUAAAUAUUUGGCGUACAAACAGUGCCUACCUGGUUGCGUAGUUGAAGAGAGUCAGCAAAGAACUAUCCGGACAAAACUUUGUGAUUCCUCACUUCGAAAAAUUUACGUUGAAGAUGAUCUGAAAUGCGGAGCAUAUAUAUGACACCACAUUAUCAA